Molecule: messenger RNA, 1851 nt
Organism: Symbiodinium sp. CCMP2592
Lineage: Eukaryota; Dinophyceae; Suessiales; Symbiodiniaceae
Source: the annotation of a GenBank genome assembly
AUGUGUCGUGGGCAGCUGCAGACGCUUGAAGACGGUUUGCUCACCACGCCGACAAGUGGCAAACGCAGAAAGCGUCCAAACCGGACACGCAAAAAGCUGCCGCCACGAAAGAAGAGGGUCAGCUUGAGUGGCAUCACGAAUGCCAGUACUGACGCGGGCGCGAGUGAGCCGAGCGAUUUUCAGGAUGUUAGUGACGGUGAUGGCAAUCCCGAGCGAGAGCAGCUUGAAGCAAUGGCGUACACGGUUCUGAGCAACAACGCAUGGCUACUGCAGCAUGCCCAGCAGCUGCAGUGCGAGCUUCAGCAGGAGAGGCAUCAGCGGCUUGGCAUCCAGGAACAGCUCCAGGCAACAUGCACAGCCUGGAGGACGCUGCACGCCCAGCUUUGGCAAGAGAACGAGGGGCUGAAGUUUGUGAACCGCUGCCAGAUGCAGCAGCUGCAUCACACCAAUCAACAGCUGGAGGAUUGUUCCAUGCAGUGCCAUCAACUGCAAAAAUGGCUUAUCCAAAUGGGACAACACCAUUGGCAAGAUGCGCGCAACCAGUGCAGCGCUGCUAGCGCGAUUGCCUCCGAGCAAAUUCUGCUGUGCGACGAGGAAGCUGGGUGUAACGCUCUGGCUAGCGAUGUGGAGACGCUGCCAACCGUGAAGUGCCGGAAGAUGAUGCCGCGAGUGGCCAAGGAUCCCGUGGCAGCGGAGGGCGCGCCUCCAACUGCUGCCGUGCUCUCGCGAGACGAUAAUCCCAGAAGGCCAAGGCUGAGCACCGGCAGCAACGGUAGCAGCACCUCCGCCGGCAGUGACAGCAGCGGCACCACCGACAGCAGCACCCUCCUGUCCGCAGAGGUGGAGCUGCAGUGUCACGCCGAGGACGAAGGGCGACAGCUUCGUGAUGAUCGGCAGGCCUUGGCGAAGCCAGAGGAUGCCGCUAAGCACGUUAAUGCAGCUUGCCUGCUGGACGGCGAUCACUGCGCUGUUGGUGGUCCGUCCUCGGAGACCUCGACCAUGACAUCAGCCGAAGCAGCGAUCGAAGGCAUCGAGGUUGGCACAGGGGAGUGCACCCCAAGGGACCUCUUCGUGCCGGACCUGUUGCCCUACCUGAGUGUGCGGGAUUUGCUGAACUGGCGGCUGCUUUCGCGGCGCACCAGAGGCCCCAAGGUCUUGACGGAGCAUGUGGCCGAGAUGGGCUGCCUGCACAGGCCAGAAGCAGUUCUCGCCUUUGUGGAAAAGAUGGAAGCGAUUGGAAGCAACCCGGAUACGUUUCGCACAUCCUUCGAAGCAGCGUUUGAUGGCGAUGCCGAGCAGCAGAAGUUCCACGAGUGUCGGUGGUGGUGUAUGAAGCUGGCGUCCAAGAGACAGACACAUUUUGCCGAAAGUCACGUUCGCCGCAUUGUGGGCAACAAUCUCCAAAGCUUGCUUCGGCACUGUCGGAGUGAGGAUGCGGACAUUGCUUACGCCGCCGACCUCCUUGUUUUCAACCAUGCUUUUGGUUCCCUCCCUUUUGUGCAGCAGCCUGUAGCAGAAGCCAUGCUCGAUCUGAUGGAAGAGUUGGUGAUAUCCAACAUACCCGCCAACCUGGCGAAGAUAGAGAAUUGCAUCAGCGGGCUUGGCCUGGUACUGCGGUCGCUGUGCAAGCCCCAGCGGCAGAAGUUGGCGUACCUUAUGGUCCAACUGUUGAUGGACGAGAGCAUUUCCGACAAAACCGGAUUGCUUUGGAGGCUGAAGCUGCUGUGGCUGGCUGAUGAGGACCCCACGCAGACAUAUGCAGAGGCACAACAGCUGCUGCGAAGUCUCGAGAAGUCCAACACAGACCUGCGGGCUGCAGUUCGGGUUCUCAUGUACUGCAGCUGUAGCUGA